Molecule: messenger RNA, 1020 nt
Organism: Didymella exigua CBS 183.55
Lineage: Eukaryota; Fungi; Ascomycota; Dothideomycetes; Pleosporales; Didymellaceae
Exons: 1
Coding region: 215-613 (132 amino acids)
Source: RefSeq, a predicted model, not a curated record
UGUGCCGUUUCCGAGCUGAAAUCGUGGCGCGUUCCCGUCGUGAGCUUCCUCUGGUACGGUGGAGCGCUCGCAACCAAUCAACGCGUUGAUCCCGCCAUCUCACCGACGCGACUGCUCUCGACAUGACGCUUCACUUUCUUGUUCCCAAACGAGCCUGAGCUCGGUUACGCCCGCAUCCUCGACGUCAAUCCAUCGCGAACAACCAGCCGCCACAAUGCCCGCACCAUCGCCCCUGCCAACCUACCUCUACAAGAUCCUCCCCUCUGCGCCACCAUCACCCCUCCCCGACCGUCUGCCGCUCUCAGACCUCGACCGCAAGGAUGGCUUCAUCCACCUGUCUACCUCUGAGCAGACAGCAGGUACAGCAGACAGGUUCUUCAGCGACGUCACAGAGCUGUGGCUGCUGAAGAUUAAGCGCAGCACACUGGAGGACGGCACAGAUGGCCAUGGCAAGGCCGGCGCGGACAACAAGGCGAGGUUCCAGUGGGACGAGACGGGCCACGGCGCCUUUCCGCACUUCUAUGGAGGAGACUUGGGCAAGGGCAACGUGCAGGAGGUGAUCAGGGCUGGGAAGAAGGGGACUUGGGCUGAGAGCCUCAAGCUCGAGUGGUGAUAUUGAUCAACCGGGCGGGAGAGGAGCGGUGGCGAGGAUAUCAUUGUAUUCGUCGAGUAUGGUACAAGUGACGACACGCCACGCUAAGAUGUAUGCAUGAGAACCAAAACCCCAUUCCAAAACGCCGUGGAUCCGCGUGCAGGCGUAGCAUCAACAUGAGCGUAUCCAAUUGUGGCCGUAAGAGGCGCAAGGCCUGAUCCAGCGCUGCCCCGUCUCCCCCACAGCCCGUGAAUCCUUGCUGCUUCGACUCCAUCCCGCCACGUAGUCGGUCCAUGUAGACCUCGUCUUCGCCGACGCACAGACUCGUGCCUAAAAGUCGUUGAAGUACUCGUCCCACUUGUCGCUCAGCUCCUUUGUGUACGGAUCCCUGUGACUAGACUCGUCGUCGUACUCGUCAAAGUUCCUCG